Molecule: messenger RNA, 7337 nt
Organism: Closterium sp. NIES-67
Lineage: Eukaryota; Viridiplantae; Streptophyta; Zygnematophyceae; Desmidiales; Closteriaceae
Source: the annotation of a GenBank genome assembly
GCUUAGCAUGCGAGAGGCACGGGGAUCGAUACCCCGCAUCUCCACCUGGGGAUGGUUGGGGAAGUUCGCGUCACCGCGCCAACACCCCACCUGCCCUGCCAGCCAUGGCUAGGAGAUGUGCCUCCGUGCCUGCCAUGCACCAUGGCUGACAUAAAAAUGAUGACUGGUGUUCGUUUUCCUCUUCCUGAUCGUGAUUCUUGAAACCAAAUGCCUGUGGGAAUGACAGUUCAUGCGGCUCUGUGAGCGGGUGGGAGUGGGACCACCAUGUUGAUAUUUCGCUGAUAUUUUCCUGCUGGUAGCUUGAAACCGGAGGGAUUUGAGAUGUCCCAUCACUUUCCCUUCCACGUGCGUAUUUUUUAGCCCUGUCUUAGGAUCAGAAGUAAGGUUUGAUAUAUACGCCAUUCGAGAAGCUUAGGAGCUUAGACCUUAGAUGACACUCAACCUUAUGGACUCGCAGGAUCACUGAGUAGGGCUUGCAGCCUAUUCCAGCUCGGACGCAAUGGACCCUCAGAACCAGGCUGGUUCCGUGGCACCCGAAACCGCAGCUGCAGCAGAGGCUCGGCCCGUAUCGUAUGGCAAACCUCGUUCGUUCCCCUUCCUGCUGGUCCUGGUCGGCCCGCCAGGCAGCGGCAAAAGUAGAUUCGCAGGCUUGCUGAUUGCUGGUGGCGGUGCUCCUCUACCGUACGCGCGUGUUUGUCAGGACGUGGCAUCGGCGCGAGGGACACCUGGCACUCGGAAGCAGUGCCUGGCACAAGUGAGCCGUCACCUCUCGUCCCAGACAUGCGUGGUGCUGGACCGCUGCAACAUGAGCGUGGAGCAGCGCGCCGAGUUUCUCGCCCUGGCGCGCCGCUGCAACGUGCAGGCGCACGUGGUCGUCUUCGACCUCCCGAUGGCGGUGGUGGUGCAGAGGGCGGUCAACCGAGUCAACCACGAGGGCGGCGUGCAGGGCCCCAGAGCUGCUGGCAUCAUCCGGCAUCAGAUGAAGAUGCGCGAGCCCCCCUCUCCCACGGAGGGCUUUCACCGCAUCACAGUGUGCCGCACCGACGCCCAGGUGGACCAGGCGCUCGCCUUCUACCGCGCGCUCUCGCCCUCCGCCGCUGCUCCUGCUGCCCUUUCACCCUCCGCUGCUGCUGCUGCUGCUGCUGCCGCGCUUCCUGGAGCAACCACGCAGGAGGGGCAGGGCGAAGAGGAAAUAGGUGCACGGGUGCAGGGGAUGCAGCUGAGGGGAGGAGACGAGGCGCGGGUGCAGGGACAGGGAGCAAGGCAGGGAGGACAGGAGCACCCAGGGCGCGUGUAUGAACAGCAAGGGCCUGCAGAGAGAGAGCGGGUGAGAGGACCAGCACCCUCCCUCGCUGUAGUGCGUAGCAAUGCAGACACUGCUGCUGUUACUGACGCUGCUGCUGUUACUGGCACUGCUGCUGCUGCUGACACUGCUCCUGUUGUAGGAUCUGAUACUCCCUUGUGUGCUGCUGCCACUCCAGGAGCCUUGGAGCGGCCAGCAGCGGGGAGGGCGAUAAAAGGGGUGAUAGGGGAAGGGGAGUCUCAGGAGGCAGCGGUAGAGCAAGGAGAGGAGGAGAGGAAACAAGCACGAACCUGUUGGUUCGGUCACAAACCCAGUCUGGCUGGUAGAGUAGAAGGUACGGCGGCAGCUGAUCCAGCUGCUGUAGGUGCCGUAGAGGCAGUUAGAACAGUAACAGGAGCUAGGGACUUAGCAACAAGUAGAGUAGAGGACGUCAGCCCAUCACAGCCUGCAGUGUAUGAUGUCAGGCGAUACUUCCGUGCCAAGCCUGUUGUGGAAGCAGCUAGUAAAGGGGAUGGGGGGGGAGGUGGCGGUGGAGCGAAGAAGCAUGGUGGUGCUAAGGCAGCAGCACAGCACAGCGAGAGCCAGGAGCAGCAGAACGUGCAGCUGGAAUUGCGUCAGCAGCAGCAGCAGCAGCAGCAGCUGCAGGAGGAGCCGCAUGAGGAGCAGGAGCAGCAGCAAGUGAACGCAUCGAGCCAGGAUGUGGGGCUACGAUGGAAGAGACGAAGACUGCACGCGGAUGGGGAGCGAAGCGCAGGCCUCUUGGCUGGGCGAGCGGAGGGUGCAGGCCUCUUUGCUGGGCGAGCGGAGGGUGCAGCAGAGGGGGGUGGAUUGAGGCAGGUGCAGGCCUCCUGCAUGCAGGCACGCGUGGGUGGGGAGUCGUAUGACGUGGGGCAUCAUGAUGGAUGCGGACCGGCUGACGUUGCUGCUGAGAACGAUGGAGGUGACAGAAACGAGGGUGGGAGGAAGGGAGGGAGUGACGGUGAGGGAAGAGAGAGAAGCAGAGGCGAGGAGGGGCAGCAGAGGCACGAGCGCAGGGAGAACCGGAACCUGGAAAGAAACAAGGGGGAAAGGGAGGAUGACAACCAAGAGGGUGAUAGGCAAGGGGACGAUGAGCAAGAGGAGGAUCAGCAGCCGCAGAAAAAAGAGCAGCAGCAGCAGCAGCAGCAGCAGGCAGCACGGCGGUGGGUGCUGGCGUUCCCCUCCAUCUCCACGGCGGACUUCAAGUUCGACCGGGAGCGAGCAGCGGCGGUGAUCGUAGACUGUGUCACUGAGUUCCUCUGGCGCAACGGCGGCAGCAGCCACGGCAGCACCACUGCCAGGAGCGCGGGGGAGGGGAGAGUGGGCGGUGGCGAGGUGGAGGGAGGAGAAGGGGAGGGUGUGGGUGGGAGUGGGAGUGGUGGGCUUGCUGCUGCUGCUGCUGCUGUUGAUGGCGGUACGAUUGCCGGGAUUGCUGGUGCUGCUGGUGUUGCUGCUGGUGCUGCUGCUGUUAGGGCUCUGAAACAAGGGGGAAACGGAAACGGGAAUGGGAACGGUGACAGUAACGGAGCCAGUGGCAUGGGAAGCUGCAGCGUCAACGGAAACGGAGGUGACAAUAACGGUGCCAGCACUAGGCACGGCCAGCCAGCAGCCAAGCAAAGCCCCCUAGCACCAGGAGAGAUAAGGCAAACAUCACCGCCCGGAGCACCGGAGGAGAACAGACAAACAUUGCCUCCGGGCGGCGGCAACACAUCGUCUACAGUGUCUGACUCCCCGCCCAAGCAAGACACGCCUGAGCGCCUUCCCAUUCUAGACCUGGUAUUGGUGGACCUCUCCCCCUCCUCUGACAUGCUCAGGCGAGUGAGGCGCCUUGCCCGCCAGAGAGGCCUGCCGUUCUUUGAAUCUGGACGGCCUAGGAGAGGAGCGGAUGGUGGGGAGAGAGGCGAGCACAAGGGAGAGAGGGGAGAGCACAAGGGCCGGGGGUUCAUUGAACCUGGACGGGUGGGCGGAUUAAGAGGUGGUGAGAGGGGUGAGCGGGAGGAUCAAGGGGAUGUGGCAAGGGAAGGGCCAGGCAAGGGUAGAGCAGAAGUUGCUGCCAUUGCUGCAGGUGCUGGUGCAGCUGCUGUGACCGUUGAUGCUGCUGAUGCUGCUGGUGCUGGUGCUGCUGAUGGUGGCGCCGCUGCUGCUGCUGCUGCUGGCAGGGGCGCUACGGGCAUGGGGGCUGGAGAUGUGUGCGAUGACAAUGGGGCUGGAGACAGGGGUAGAGAUGGGGUAAGGGCGGCCAGAGGUGGUGAGAGGGACACGUGGGACGACAGCACACGUGGCAGGUUCAUCCUGCAUGCGGGGGAUAUCACCCAGAUGAGGUCGGAAGGCGGCAUCGAGUGCCACGUCAUUGCGAAUUCGGCCAACAGUCGCCUGCUGCCGGGCGGGGGCGGAGUGAAUGCAGCCAUCCACACUGCUGCUGGCCCCGGCCUUGUCGAGGUAACGCGACGGAAAUGGCAGGAGAAGCAGACGAAGCAACACCAGCAGGAGAAGCAGCAGCAGCACCAGCAGCAACAAGUGACGCAGGAGCGUCAUGAGAAGCAGCAGCUGCAAGGGCAGCAGCAACGGCAAGAGAAGCAGAUGCAGCAGCAGCAGCAUCAAGAGCAUCAGGGGCAUGAGCAGCAAUCAGUGCAGCAGAAACAAAGGUCGGAGAGGCAGCAGUCCCACUUGCAGCACGACCAGCAUCAGCACUCCCCCUCCCAGCUCCACUCCCCCCCUCCCCCCUCUCAGCCCCUCCUCUCCCCAGGCUCUGUCCUCGCCGCCCCCCUCCCUCCCUCCUCUCCUCUGCGUGCGCGUGAGGGGGUAAGGCACGUGGUGCACGUGGUUGGUCCUAAUAUGAAUCCCCGCCGGCCCAACUGCCUGGAUGGUGACUAUAACGAGGGGGAGAGGGUGCUGAGGUCGGCGUAUGGGGCGCUCUUUAGAGAGUUUCGGCUGCUGGCGAAGAGGGGAGAGGAGGAAGGGGAGGCGAGGGGAGGUGGAGGAGAGGAGGGAGUGGGGAGAGUGAGGGGGGGGGCGGGAGAUAAAGAGGGGGAGAGAGGGAUGGAAGGGGAUGUAGAAGGGGGAGAAGGUGGGGGGGAGGUGAGAGGAGGAGGAGUUAUGGUUGGGAAAGGGGGAUUGUAUGUGGCAGAGGGUAGGCUGGGGGAAGAAGGGCUGUUGGUGCGAGGGUGGGAGGAAGGUGGAGGGCUUGCAGAGGCGCAACUGAGAGUGUCUAACGAAGGAGACAUGGGAGCAUCUAACACGGGAAGGGACGAUAAGAAUAUAGGGUUAUGGGACAGUGGGGCAGAUGGGAGAGGGGAGAUGAGGCGAAGAGGGAGGGAUGCUGGUGGUGAUCAUGGGAGGGGGAAGAGGAAAGCACGUGCGGACGAUGAUGAUGAUGAGCAGAUUGGAGGUGAGGGGGAGGGGCGUGAGAGAAACGAGGGCAACAAGAGACGAGCGAUAGAAGUGGGAGGUAAGCAGAGAAGGGCAGUGCAGGAAGGAGAUGACAGGGAAGGUGAGGGCAGGGGAGGACGAGGUGGGGAGGAGUUGGAGGAGGGGACGGGCCGUGAGAAACAAGGGGAGGAGGGGAUUGGAGUGAAAGAGAGUGCGGAAGGUGAGGAGUCAGAACGGGAAGAGAUGCAGCAGCGAAUUAGGGCGGGGGCGAGCAGGGAGAAGCCGAAGCCGAGGGCAUCACGAGAUGCCUUUGCUGUGCUUAUGGCAGCUGGGAGAAAGAGAACGGCUGGUCACCAGGCUAGGACGGAUGCAGUGGCUGGUGAGCUCCUACCCGAAGCUAAGCGACAGGCUCGGGAUGCGGGAAGGGCGACUGGUGUACACAUUGUGCUUCAGGCUGGCACUGCACCUCCUCUUCCUCCUCCUCUUCCUCCUGCUCUUUCCCUUGCUCCUGAUCCCCCUCCCACCACCCCUCCUGGGCCCACCACCGCCAUAGCCACACCUCGGGCGACAGCAACAGCAGGAGAGCCAGUAGCAGCUGCAUUAGCAGCGACAACAGCAGCUGCAGCAGCAGCACCGAUAGCAUCAGCUGCAGCAGCACCGAUAGCAGCAACAGCGGCAGCAGGGAAGGCAGCAUGGGACAGGCGGCACCCCAGGGGGAGAGGCAGAGGCAUAUCGUGGAUCCACAGCAGCACCAACCCUCCCUGGCCGUGGAUGCUGGCUGAGCCUGCUGAUCCGACGGCUCAGAUGGUGCAAGAGAUCCGCGUGCAAACAGGAGGAGGUGGUGAUAGUGGUGGUGGUGACGAUGUCACUGCUGCUGCUGCACAGUUGAAAGCGGCAGCAGCAGGCAGAGGGGCAGCAGCAGGCAGAGGGGCAACAGCAGCGGAGGCGCGGGCAGAAGCCGACGCACGAGCAGCAGUCUUUGCUCGGGCAGUGGCAGAGGCAGCAGGGAAGGAAGCAUUCGACCCAGCAGGCAGGCCACAAGGCGCAGAGCCAGCCCAAGCGCCCUCCCCAACCACUGUCAUGUCGUUCACCACCUCAACCACUCCCAGCAGCGAUACUGCCACCGCUUCUACGUCAGCUGGGGCCGACUCCACGUCGGCGAGAGCAGAUUCCACGGCUGCGGGAGGCGACCGUGGGUAUUGGUCGCGAGGUGACAGCUCUGCAGCUGCUGCAGCGGCUGCAGUGGCGACAGGUGCUACUAGUGAGGGCAGGGGGGCUGGUGGUUCCUAUGGUCGAGGAAGUAUAAGGAGGGAUGUGCGUGGUGAUGCUGAUGCUGAUGCUGAUGCUGAUGCUGAUGUUGAUGCUGAUGCUGAUGCUGAUGCUGUUGGUGGUGCUGUUGGUGGUGCUGGUGGUGGCGGGCGCAGUGAUGGUGACAAUGUAACACCACUUGGAGUAGCACCACCACCACCAACACCACCACCACCACCACCACCACCAGCAAAUGCUCCAAGCGCUGCUGGUUCCCCUCCAGCAGCUCAGGUGCCCUCUGUGGAACCCCAGGUAGUCACAACAGAGCGCCAGGUGCCUCUAGCAGAAGCUCAGGUGCCAUCAGGUGCACCCGACUCUACAGCAGCACCAGAACUCGCUGGUAGACCAGCAUCUCUCACGCCCACGCCCAUUGGGACUGAAGCUGUGGCGCUGGCUGAGGCGCAGGCUAGGGCUGGGGCUGUGGUGUGCAGCGUGGCUGAGCAGCCAGCACUCGCAGCACCUGCUGCUUCCCGCCCUCCCCUCCCUCGAGUGCCUGCAGAGGCGGACAGGCCGGGCAUUGCAGGCUGGCACACAGCGAGCGUGGGGGGCCGCGUUGCAGGAAGGCAGGCAGCAAGCGAGUCCCGCUUGCCCUCUGUGGCGGGAGCAGGGGCGGGGGCGGGGGAGGGGCAGCCCAUGGGUCUGUGGGCGGGCCGCGGAAGGGCAGCGUUCCGACCCAACCUUGGUAGGGUGGCGGAGGACGAGGGGAGGGAAGGGGGGAUGGAUGGGGGCGGAGAGGGGGGGUAUGGGGGAGAGAUGUUGCAGGAAGGGGUUCUGGGGGAGAGGAGGGGUGAGGGGGCAGGUUGGGGGGAUGGUGGAGGGGUGAGGAGAGAGGGGGGUGGUGUUGGGGUGAGAGGAGAGAGGAGCGAGGGAGGAGGGAUGCAGUGGUGGAGGAGGAGUGAGGGGAGGGGAGUGAGAGGGAGUGAGAGGGGAGGGCGAGGAGAAGGAGAAGCAAGAGCUGGUGGGGGUGGGGAUGAAGGUGGGGGAGAAGGAGGGGGAGGAGGGGGAGGAGGGAGAGGAGGGGGAGGGGGCGGUGGUGGCAGUGGUGGUGGUGGUGGUGGUGGUGAUGGGGGAGGGGGAGGAGGGGGGGACUGGGAGGGGGAAGGGCAAGUGAUAUGCGAGGGGGAGGGGGCGGUGAAGGAGGAGCGGGGAGCGGAGGAGGCGGAGGAGGAGGAGGAGGGGGAGGGGGAGGCAGCAAGCGGAAGGAGGGGCAUGGGGGGGCGGAUGGGUCAUGGAAGCAUGCACUGAGGGACAUCGCCCUGCGGCCUGAGAGGCAUGGCGACGUGGUUCUGUUUGCUGAUGCCCAUGUGGUGGUCAUUCGCGAUAAAUACCCCAAGGUGAG